Messenger RNA from Pieris macdunnoughi, 270 nucleotides. The record is from the annotation of a GenBank genome assembly. Lineage: Eukaryota; Metazoa; Arthropoda; Insecta; Lepidoptera; Pieridae.
AUGGGUGGGCGAUACGCUCCAGAUCCAAGUCAAAUUGCCAAGCCCUUGCCUGGAAUCCCCAAAAGGAAACGAGGCUGCCCAAAACAGACCUGGCAACGAAGCGUUAAUGCAGAGGCGAAGGAACGACGUGGAGUGAAAUUAAGAGAUCCUAGGACAGAUCAGGCCGGUUUCAACGCUGAAUGCCCUCAGCCCCACUUGGAGGACAAGUACAUUGUUACAGAGUUUCAAGUCAAGUGUACAAGCUUCCUGGUUAUAGAAAGCACACGAUAA